GCCUUUCAGUCCAUUCAAACCGGUGACCUGAAGCCUGCUCCUCGGGUUCACGGCGUGAAUUGAAGGCUUUUGCUGUGACAGGCGCCCAUAGUAAAAGGGUCACCGUCAAGCAGAGUAUUGGGUUAGAGCUGCGAGCAAAGUGCUGCAAACGCAUCCUGACUACGAAGCUUGUGCGCGCGAUAUGUCCAGGCUGAAGCAGCUACAUUGACUGCAAACAGCAAUAUCAGGUCCAUGCACUGCUGUCCUCCAUGCCUGAGUGCAGUGUGGCCCCUCCUUAUACCGUGUGCCGAAGCUGACGGCCUCCCCAUGCACUCCUCCUUCUCCUGAGUGCCCCACCGCCCCCUCUGCACCAUGCCGCCCUGCCACCUCCACAUCGUCCUCCUGGUGGCGCUCUUUGGCAGGCCUCUCCUCCUACACAGCGACUCGGGCUUCGCCAGAAGGGAGAUCAAGAUCGACGGUGACCUGGUGUUGGGGGGCCUCUUCCCGGUGCAUGAGAAAGGCGUCGGCGCGGACGAGUGCGGCCGCAUCAACGAGGGCCGCGGCAUCCAGCGGCUGGAGGCCAUGCUGUUCGCCAUUGAUGAGAUCAACCGGGACCCGGCGCUGCUGCCAGGCGUCACGCUGGGCGUGCACAUACUGGACACGUGCUCGCGUGAUACCUACGCGCUGGAGCAGGCCCUUGAGUUCGUGCGCGCCUCCCUCACCAAGGUGGACGACACCGAGUUCAUCUGCCCGGAUGGGUCGUACGCCCUGCAGGACAACGUGCCGCUGGCCAUCGCCGGCGUCAUCGGUGGCUCCUACAGCAGCGUGUCCAUACAGGUGGCCAACUUGCUGCGGCUGUUCCAGAUCCCCCAGAUCAGCUACGCCUCCACUAGCGCCAAGCUGAGCGACAAAUCCCGCUACGACUACUUCGCCCGGACGGUGCCACCCGACUUCUACCAGGCCAAGGCCAUGGCAGAGAUCCUACGCUUCUUCAAUUGGACGUACGUGUCGACGGUGGCAUCCGAGGGUGACUACGGGGAGACGGGCAUCGAGGCCUUCGAGCAGGAGGCGCGGCUACGCAACAUCUGCAUCGCGACUUCUGAGAAGGUGGGCCGCUCCAACGCCAAGAAGUCGUACGAAGCCGUCAUCCGGCAGCUGCUGCAGAAGCCCAACGCCCGCGUGGUCGUGCUCUUCAUGCGCAGCGAUGACGCCCGAGAGCUGCUGGCCGCCGCCGCCCGCCUCAUCGUCACCUUCACCUGGAUCGCCAGCGAUGGCUGGGGGGCACAAGAGAGCAUCGUUAAGGGCCACGAGACGGUGGCCGAGGGUGCCAUCACGCUGGAGCUGGCUGCCCACCCCGUUGAGGAGUUCAACCGCUACUUCCAGUACCUGAACCCGGUCAACAACAGGAGGAACCCCUGGUACAAGGACUUCUGGGAACAGAAGUUCCAGUGCACGCUGGGCGGGGAGGACAGUCGCAGGCCCUGCGUCAAGCACCUGGCCAUCGACAGCUCCAACUUUGAACCCGAGUCCAAGAUCAUGUUCGUGGUGAACGCGGUGUACGCCCUGGCGCACGCCUUGCACAAGAUGCAGCGGACACUGUGCACCAACACGACGCAGCUGUGCGACAGCAUGAGAGCACUGGAUGGGAGGAGGCUCUACAGGGAAUACCUGCUCAACAUCAACUUCAGGGCACCAUUUUCCCCUCCUGAAAUCGAGAACUUUGUGAAGUUUGACACCUAUGGAGAUGGCAUAGGCCGCUAUAACAUCUUCAACUAUCAGAAGACAGCAGACAAGUACUCCUACGUCCAUGUCGGCGAGUGGGCGGAGACGCUGACCCUCAACAAUGACCUCAUCCAGUGGCCCCACCUCACGGCACCCACUUCACAGUGCAGUGACCCCUGUGCUCGCAAUGAAAUGAAGAAGAUGCAAGCAGGUGAGUUCUGCUGCUGGAUUUGCACGGCGUGCGAGUCCUACGAGUAUCUGGCCGAUGAGUUCACUUGCGUGCCCUGUGGUGCUGGCCAGUGGCCCAGUGAGGACCUCAGGGACUGCUACGACCUGCCCGAGGACUACAUCAUGUGGGAGGAUGCCUGGGCCAUUGGGCCCGUAGCCAUUGCAUGCAUGGGCUUUGUCUGCACCCUCCUGGUGGCUGGCGUCUUCAUCCGGCACAACAACACGCCGCUGGUGAAGGCGUCCGGCCGCGAACUCUGCUACAUCCUGCUGUUGGGUGUCCUCCUGUCCUACUCCAUGACGUUCUUCUUCAUCGCCAAGCCAUCACCGGCCAUCUGUGCCCUGCGCCGUCUUGGUCUGGGCACCUCCUUCGCCGUCUGCUACUCGGCACUCCUCACCAAGACCAACCGCAUCGCCCGCAUCUUUGGCGGUGUGAAGGACGGCGCCCAGCGUCCACGUUUCAUCAGCCCGAGCUCCCAGGUCUUCAUCUGCCUGAGUCUCAUCUCCGUCCAGCUGCUCCUGGCGUCUGUCUGGCUGCUGCUAGAGCCACCGGGGACGCGACGUUUCACGCUGCCAGAGAAGCGGGAGACGGUCACCCUCAAGUGCAACGUGCACGACUCUAGCAUGCUGCUCUCCCUGGUCUACGAUGUGCUGCUGGUCAUCCUGUGCACCGUCUACGCCUUCAAAACCAGAAAAUGUCCCGAAAACUUCAAUGAGGCCAAGUUCAUCGGCUUCACCAUGUACACCACCUGCAUCAUCUGGCUGGCUUUCCUGCCCAUCUUCUACGUCACGUCCAGUGACUACAGGGUGCAGACCACCACCAUGUGCAUUUCGGUCAGCCUGAGUGGUUUCGUGGUGCUUGGCUGCAUGUUCGCCCCGAAGGUUCACAUCAUAAUGUUCCAGCCGCAGAAGAACGUCACCAGCCAUCGGAUGAACAUGAGCCGCUUCAGCGUGGCGGGACCUGGGCCGGCCUACUCUCACGCAUCGGCGGUGGCAGAUGUGGGCAGGAUGACAGCCUCUGUGAACGCUCGCUUCGUUCCCGCUGUGUGCAACGGGAGGGAGAUCGUGGACUCGACCACCUCAUCCCUGUGAGCGCCGACCGUCAGAUCACAGCUCCCAGACUGUUAGUGGCCCGGUGGCUGCUGUGCGUCGCCCCCGCUGCUCUCAUGCAGGAAGGAUGCUUCACACGAUUUUUAAGGGCUGUACAUAUAAACUGAGGUCAUUGUAGAGAGAAGAAAAGUCUUUAUAGUCUGUUUUUCUGGGAAUUUGUUUUUGAUAGUUUUCUUAUGCUUUGUAAAUAACCCUAACCCCCAUUGUAAUGUGGCCAUUGAUAAGUUCGGACUCAAGGAUAACUAAAGGGCCAUGUCAGCAUUACGGGGAAGACAAUGUGUCCGUUUGUUUUGUUUUUAAUUAAUUCAGUACGCAUUUCUACGUCAUUGUAAAUAAGCCAUGUACAUUAAAUGUUACUGAUGGUUUUAACAGCACAAGUCAGCGAUAUUACAGGAGGUGUCACAGUGUAUAAAAACCUACUAAUCGGUGUUAUUAACAUCCAUGUCUUCUUUAAGAACAGACUACGCCCAUCUGGGUCAUGCCUCCGCUGUCGUGUUGAUUAGUCUAUGAUUAGUAAAACGUAACCCUGUCUA
Messenger RNA from Brienomyrus brachyistius, 3569 nucleotides. Its product is annotated as metabotropic glutamate receptor 3-like. The transcript is spliced from 7 exons. Gene Ontology annotation, molecular function: group II metabotropic glutamate receptor activity. Gene Ontology annotation, biological process: regulation of synaptic transmission, glutamatergic; G protein-coupled glutamate receptor signaling pathway. Gene Ontology annotation, cellular component: membrane. The record is from RefSeq and is a predicted model, not a curated record. Lineage: Eukaryota; Metazoa; Chordata; Actinopteri; Osteoglossiformes; Mormyridae. The coding region runs from base 352 to 3018 and encodes 888 amino acids.